AAUCACCAGCCAAGCGCCUCCCACCUCCAAAUUUUGACUGUAAACAUCCCGCCGAGAGCGCGCGCCAUCUUUGUCGGAUUCAAUGAGAGGAAACGGUUGCUAACUUCUCUCCGCAGGAGGGGAGAGAAUAGCCUAGCCGCGAUCAACACGGAUAAGAUAUUUUGAAUGGUGUAGCAGAAAGCUCUCAGAGCUUUGACCAGACACCAGGGCCAUGUUUUACGCCCACUUCGUCCUCAGUAAACGUGGGCCGCUGGCCAAGAUCUGGCUGGCGGCCCAUUGGGACAAAAAACUGACCAAAGCACACGUCUUUGAAUGCAACCUGGAAAGCAGCGUGGAAAGCAUCAUUUCACCAAAGGUGAAAAUGGCUCUGCGUACAUCUGGCCAUCUUCUCCUGGGCGUGGUGAGGAUCUACCACAGAAAAGCCAAAUAUCUUCUGGCUGAUUGUAAUGAAGCCUUCAUCAAGAUCAAAAUGGCUUUCCGCCCAGGUGUCGUUGAUCUGCCGGAAGACAACCGUGAGGCUGCAUACAAUGCCAUCACUUUACCAGAGGAGUUCCAUGAUUUUGACCAGCCUCUUCCUGAUCUGGAUGAUAUAGAUGUAGCGCAGCAGUUUACCCUGAACCAGAGUCGUGUUGAGGAGAUCACCAUGAGGGAGGAAGUAGGAAACAUCAGCCUCAUGCCCGACAAUGACUUUGGUGACUUUGGCAUGGAUGAUCGUGAGAUGAUGAGAGAGGAGAACGCUUUUGAGGUGGACAUCAUCCACGGAUCCUCUGCCACCACCCUGCUUCUGGAAGCGGAGCCUGGUCCCGCUCACCUCCCGGACAAACCCACUAACCUCGACUACGACGACUUUGGGGAUAACCUGGAGAACAGCGAUGGUGGAAUUCUGAUGGAUAAGAUUCUGAGCAAUGAAGAUGGUGGUGGUAUAUUUGAUGACCCGCCAGCUAUCACUGACAGCGUGAUGAUGCCUCAAGACCAUGGCGACGAUGAAGACGACUUUGAUAAUUUUUCUCCGCCUGGCGGUCCUGACAGUCCAGAAUCUGGCCCAGUGGAGCCUCUUCCCAACACCACAGACCAGACAGAGCAGACCACUCUGGUGCCCAAUGAAGACGAAGCUUUCGCUCUUGAGCCCAUCGACAUUACUGUGAAAGAAACCAAGGCUAAGAGAAAGAGGAAGCUCAUCGUCGACAGCCUGAAGGAGUUGGACAGCAAGACUAUCCGUGCCCAGUUGAGCGAUUACUCCGAUAUCGUCACCACACUGGAUUUGGCUCCUCCUACUAAGAAGCUGAUGAUGUGGAAGGAGACUGGAGGUGUGGAGAAGCUGUUCUCAUUGCCUGCUCAGCCCCUCUGGAACGGACGUCUGCUGAAGAUGUUUACUCGCUGCUUGACUCCACUGGUGCCUGAUGACCUGAGGAAGAGGAGGAAGGGAGGGGAGGCCGACAGCCUGGAGGACUUCCUGAAGGAGCUGGAGAACCCAGAAGUGCCCAGAGAGGAGGCGCUGGGUCACAGGAGUGAUGUGAUUGAUCAGACCAUCAUGGAGGAGCCCAGUAUGCUGCAGGCGUCCUCUGUGGAGGGCAGCAGAACCGCUCUUGACGAGUCCAUGAUGCCGCCUCCGUCUCGCCAGCGUGGAGUGAAGCGCAAAUCGCUUGAGAACGAAGCAGUGUUGCCUCAAAUGGCAGUGUUGGAUCAGACGCUUCAGCCCGUGGAUCAGUCGGUCCUUUCCCAUCAGCUCGACAUGCCCCAGGUGGAUCUUCCUCCUGAGGACAUCAGCAACCUCUCUAGACUGGUGCCAGAGUUCGACCUGUUAGAUGACAAGAACAAGGAGAAGGACAAGGACGACAGCGACGAAGAGGGCGAAGAGGGACAAGGAGGAGACCAGGACCAAGAGGAGAGAAGGUGGAACAAGAGAACUCAGCAGAUGCUUCACGGCCUUCAGCGUGUGGUGGCUAAAACCGGAGCCCAGUCUAUCAGCCUGCUCGAGCUGUGCAGAAACAACAACAAGAAACAGGCUGCGGCCAAGUUUUACAGCUUCCUGGUGCUGAAGAAACAGCAGGCCAUCGAGCUGACGCAGACAGAGCCAUACAGUGACAUCGUCGCCACGCCUGGACCGCGGUUCCAUAUUGUAUAGAAGCAUACCCUCUAUUUUUUUUUUUUUCUUUUUUUUUUUUUUAUUAGUUGUAUUUAACAAUUUUGUUUUGCUACUGUUGCUUUUUGUAUCUGUUUGUGUCCUUUGGGGCCAAUUUAAAGGUUUUAAGUCAAACCCAAUAGAUCAUGAAGACAUUGUACCCUCAUAGUAAGGUGUUAUAUGCUAGUGCAUGUUGGACAUCCAUAUUGUCAAACCAUUGGGAUCUUUCAGUUUCACUACUUGUUGUUUUCCCAUCGUUCUGUUUUUAUUUUCCUUCAUAAGCUUUAUCUCAGUAAGUUUUACAUUUGUAGUAGAGUUAGUUAAGUGUACAUUUUAACUUUUUAAUAAUGUCACAAUUGAGAGACAAAGGUUUAUUUUUGGAAACCCAAGUGGAUUUAAUGACACAACAGUUCAAUGUUUUGUAUCUCUCUUUUAAUGGCAAUUAUGAUUAUUAAAGGUUUCUUAAACUCCUACAUACAAUUGGAAUUUUUAUGCACUUGUGAUUAAAUUUUGAUAUUGAUUGAAAAAAA
Ctenopharyngodon idella (grass carp) is the source of this 2652-nucleotide messenger RNA. It is a transcript of the gene rad21a, whose product is annotated as RAD21 cohesin complex component a. Gene Ontology annotation, biological process: mitotic sister chromatid cohesion; synaptonemal complex assembly; replication-born double-strand break repair via sister chromatid exchange. The coding region runs from base 212 to 2125 and encodes 637 amino acids. NCBI's taxonomy places the organism in Eukaryota, Metazoa, Chordata, Actinopteri, Cypriniformes, Xenocyprididae. Gene Ontology annotation, molecular function: protein binding; chromatin binding. The record is from RefSeq and is a predicted model, not a curated record. The transcript has 14 exons. Gene Ontology annotation, cellular component: synaptonemal complex; cohesin complex.